Tricharina praecox is the source of this 768-nucleotide messenger RNA. Its product is annotated as 40S ribosomal protein S26. Gene Ontology annotation, molecular function: mRNA binding; structural constituent of ribosome. The record is from RefSeq and is a predicted model, not a curated record. Lineage: Eukaryota; Fungi; Ascomycota; Pezizomycetes; Pezizales; Pyronemataceae. Gene Ontology annotation, biological process: translation. Gene Ontology annotation, cellular component: ribosome; cytosolic small ribosomal subunit. Bases 126 to 485 code for a protein of 119 amino acids. The transcript has 5 exons.
UGGAGAUUCAAGCCCGCCCGCCUCAACCCCAACGAACGCCCCGAACGACAAAUUAACGCCCAACGACCCCCCUACCCGCCCUUCCCGCAGUCUCCCUAGACCGUCCGAGAAACCAACCGCCCAACAUGGUCAAGAAGAGAGCUGCCAACGGUCGCAACAAGUCCGGACGUGGACACGUCAAGCCCAUCCGUUGCUCCAACUGCUCGCGAUGCACCCCCAAGGACAAGGCCAUCAAGAGAUUCACCAUCCGCAACAUGGUCGAGACCGCUGCCAUCCGUGAUAUCGAGGAGGCCACCGUCUACACCGAGUACCACCUCCCCAAGAUGUACUUGAAGCUCCAGUACUGUGUCUCCUGCGCCAUCCACGGCAAGAUCGUUCGUGUCCGUUCGCGUACCGGCCGUCGCAACCGUGCUCCUCCCCCUCGUGUGAGGUACAACAAGGACGGCAAGAAGAUUAACCCCAACGCUGCCGCUAAGACCGCUUAAUUGCGGAUAUCUUGUUUGUGGUGGAAUGGGAAAAAUCAACUGGGCGUUUUUCAUUUGCUUGGGAUCGCUUUUUUUUUUCCCGGUGAUCUAUAAUUGAACAAUCCCGCGAAAUGAUGGCUGUAUUCAUGUGAUUUGAGUCAAACCGCCGCUCGUCGAAGGCUCUCAUGCGAACCCACUCGGUUCACUCAUGUAUCAAGCUUCUAAAAACCGUGUAACUGUUGAAGAUGAAAGCAAUGCAGCCACAAGAUACCACGCCGAUGUGCUCUAGAAUAGCAGGCGAGCG